Messenger RNA from Dendronephthya gigantea, 2457 nucleotides. RefSeq lists its product as uncharacterized. The record is from RefSeq and is a predicted model, not a curated record. The transcript has a single exon. Lineage: Eukaryota; Metazoa; Cnidaria; Anthozoa; Malacalcyonacea; Nephtheidae. The coding region runs from base 1 to 2457 and encodes 818 amino acids.
AUGGAGUUGUCCACCAUCAACGUGAAAUCGCUAGACAGUCAAUUUGACAUGGACGUGAGUGUAACCAAAGUAGAUAAACCCGAACUGCUACAUGUCGACAAUCCCAACUACGACCAGCUGAUUACCAACUACCCCCACCUUCAUGGCGUCACCAUGAACGAUAACGAUCAAAAGCCCAAACUACCAAUCCACCUGAUUAUCGGAGCAAGCGACUAUAUCUCCAUCAAAACUGACCAACCAGCCUGCGUAGGAAAGACGGGGGAGCCCAUAGCAGAACUGACGAAAUUCGGGUGGACAAUAAUCGCGAAGGGUAACAAGAUUGACUAUGCCGCCUUGCUGAUCACACAAACAAACCAAAGUGACUAUGAACAACUUUGCCGUUUGGAUGUUCUCGGGUUGGAAGAUCGACCAGAACACGACCAAAGGAGCGUCUAUGCAGAAUUCCGAGAACAACUCGUGCGCAGUGAAGAAGGCUGGUAUGAGACUGGACUACCAUGGAAAGGCAACCACCCUACCCUUCCAAACAACAAGACUGGGAGUUUGCAACGCCUUUCCAACCUGACACAAAAACUAAAUCGAACUGAACUCCUUGAAGCUUAUGAUGCGAUAAUCAGUGACCAAAAGACAGAAGGAAUUGUUCAGAACGCAUGUGAACCUCCUAUCGGAAAUGAGUUCUACAUACCCCACAAACCAGUGAUACGGGAAUCAGCGGAGUCAACCAAGUUGAGAGUUGUCUACGAUGCAUCAGCGAGAGCCUACGCAGACGCGCCAAGCCUGAACGACUGUCUCAACGCUGGUCCACCUCUUCAAAACCGUCUGUGGGACGUGCUAGUCCGAAUGCGCUUUCAUCCUGUAGCCUUCCUGCAAGUCAGAAUCAAGGAAGCAGACAGAGACGCAUUACGGUUCCACUGGAAACCACGCGAGCAGAGUGAACUGCAAACAUUAAGAUUUACGCGAGCGUUGUUUGGCCUUACCUGCUCUCCAUUCCUGCUCGGCGGAGUCGUCGAACAACACCUUAACGCCUGGGAGGAGCGAAUGCCAGAAGAGGUGAGCGAGUUACGGAAGAGUAUGUACGUAGACGACUUCAUCAGCGGGAGAACAACAGUCGAAGAAGCCAAGCAACUGAAAAGAAACGCGACAGAGAUAUUCAAUGAUGCGACAUUUACGUUACAUAAGUGGCAUUCAAAUGAGCCGGAGCUGGAAGAUUCGCCUGACAAAUCAGCGGACGAAGUGACUUAUGCCAAGCAACAACUAGGAACAACCAAAGGAGGAGAAUGUAGUCUACUGGGGCUUCCCUGGCACAAGUCUUCUGAUACCAUCAGCGUAGUCAUUCCUUGCGAGCCAACGAAGCCAACGAAGCGAGGAACUUUACAAAAACUUGCAAGAAUAUACGAUCCGUUAGGACUGGUAUCACCUCAUACCCUGCAAGGGAAGCUUAUCUACCGAGAAGUAUGCAAGAAGAAGGUCGGAUGGGACGUGGAGAUCGAUAGCGAAGCCAAGAAAAAUCUGGCACGCUGGGAACGAAGUCUGCCGAACCAAGUCACAACCGAGAGAUCACUGGUAAAAUUCCACGAAAAUAUUGAGUCAAUAGAGCUGCAUGCGUUCGGAGACGCAAGUGGUGAUGGUGUAUCGAGCGCAGUGUACGCAGUUGUCCAUCAGCCAUCCGGCGUUAGCCAAGGACUCGUGGCAGCAAAGUCGAGACUAGCGAAACAAGGCUUAACGAUUCCGCGCCUGGAGCUGGUGUCUGCUCACAUGGCUGCUAACCUUAUCAGCAACGUAAGAAACGCCUUGGAUGGAUUUCCGAUCACGGUUGUCCAGUGCACGUGUUGGCUUGACAGCACAGUUGCGCUACACUGGAUCAACGGCGGGGGAGAAUACAAACAAUUUGUUGCCAACCAAAUCCAGAAAAUUAAGUCGAACAGCGGUAUCCAAUGGCGUCAUGUACCAACCGACCAAAACCCAGCUGACCUGGGAAGUAGAGGGGGUUCUGUAGUGAACAAACAAUUGUGGUGGAACGGUCCAGCAUGGCUCAGCACUCCAGAGAGUUGGCCCGCAGACAUAACCACUACCCCGUCCAAGGAAAGCAACGCCGAAGCGAAGAUGGUUAAACAGGUACUGGCAGUAUCGUUGGAGAGCAUCAACGAGCUAGACGAGAUGCUUAUGAAAUACAACUUGUGGAAAAUGUUGAGAAUCUGUGCAUGGGUAGCAAGAUUUGCUUUCAACUGCCGUCAACCCAGACAAAAGCUAAAAGGACCAUUAACGACAAACGAGAUCGAAAAGCAGAAAUUAUUCUGGAUCAAACGUGCCCAAACCAGCGCAACAUACGAAGAGAAACGAUCGGCAUUGAAUCUGAAGCCAAACGAGCUCGGAAUUUUGGUAUGCCGAGGAAGAAUCCAAGGAAAUUAUCCCAUAUUCCUACCAGACACACAUCCCUUCACAGCAAAGUUGGUGGAUUAA